GCCAUCUAGGCGCUAGUUUGCCGGAGUAGGUACCUGGAUGAAAUAAAAUAAAGCGAAUAGAGCAGGCAGAUUGUGUAGUGAAUAGUGAUUUGAUUAGUGAUCGUGUGAAAUUUGAAGAAAAUUAUCUGCUUGAAGAAAUAGGAAAUAUCUGUGUCUGAUUGAACAAUGAAUGUUUUGACUGUUUUGAGGUCUUUAUUUUGAAAAAGAGCUGUCUGCAUUCUGCAAUCGUGUAGACUGUGACAGUGCAACUUCGUCGAACUUUUGAGAUAGUGACUGUCUGGAACCAUGGAUGACGGUCAUACUAGAACAGUAGAGGAAGUACUGAAAUAUUUCGAUUCUGAUCCAGAACGAGGACUCACUCUUGAUCAAGUCAAGAGGAAUCAGGAGAAAUAUGGACCCAAUGAACUUCCUGCGGAAGAAGGAAAGUCCAUUUGGCAAUUAGUUUUAGAACAGUUUGAUGAUCUUCUAGUCAAGAUUUUAUUAUUAGCUGCUAUUAUUUCAUUCGUUCUAGCAUUAUUUGAAGAACAUGAUGGAGCAUUCACAGCCUUCGUAGAACCUUUCGUAAUUCUUUUAAUUCUAAUCGCUAACGCCGUUGUAGGAGUAUGGCAGGAACGAAAUGCGGAAUCUGCUAUCGAAGCUCUCAAAGAAUACGAACCAGAGAUGGGAAAGGUUAUGCGAGGCGACAAAUCAGGAGUACAAAAAAUCCGCGCGAAAGAAAUCGUUCCCGGAGACAUCGUCGAGAUCUCCGUGGGUGACAAAAUUCCCGCCGAUAUCCGUCUCACCAAAAUCUUCUCCACCACCCUCCGAAUCGAUCAGUCUAUCCUCACCGGAGAGUCGGUCUCCGUCAUCAAACACACCGAUCCCAUUCCCGACCCACGUGCUGUCAACCAAGACAAGAAGAAUAUCCUCUUCUCCGGUACUAACGUAGCAGCCGGUAAAGCUCGUGGUGUUGUCGUCGGUACCGGCUUGAACACCGCUAUCGGUAAAAUCCGUACAGAGAUGUCAGAGACCGAGGAAAUCAAGACUCCCCUGCAACAAAAACUGGACGAAUUUGGUGAACAACUCUCCAAAGUCAUCUCUGUCAUAUGCGUCGCAGUCUGGGCCAUCAACAUCGGUCACUUCAACGACCCCGCUCAUGGAGGUUCAUGGAUCAAGGGUGCCGUCUACUACUUCAAAAUCGCUGUUGCUCUAGCCGUAGCUGCUAUCCCAGAAGGUCUACCCGCUGUCAUCACUACUUGUCUCGCCCUUGGUACCCGUCGUAUGGCCAAAAAGAACGCCAUCGUUAGGUCCCUACCUUCCGUAGAAACCCUUGGUUGCACCUCGGUCAUUUGCUCCGAUAAAACCGGUACUCUGACCACCAACCAAAUGUCCGUAUCUAGAAUGUUCAUUUUCGACAAAGUCGAAGGCAACGACAGCAGCUUCCACGAGUUCGAAAUUACCGGAUCCACCUACGAACCGAUCGGUGAGGUCUUCCUCAAGGGCCAAAGAGUCAAAUGUAACGAAUUCGACGCUCUUCAAGAACUCGGUACCAUCUGCGUCAUGUGUAACGAUUCCGCCAUCGACUUCAACGAAUUCAAACAAGCUUUCGAGAAAGUCGGCGAAGCCACCGAAACCGCCCUCAUCGUACUCGCCGAAAAAAUGAAUCCCUUCAGCGUCACCAAGACCGGAGACCGUCGCCAAGUCGCCAUCUGCGUCAGACAAGAGAUCGAGACUAACUGGAGGAAGGAAUUCACCUUGGAGUUCUCGCGCGAUCGUAAAUCUAUGUCUUCCUACUGCGUACCACUCAAAUCAUCGCGAAUUGGCAACGGACCCAAACUGUUCGUCAAAGGCGCGCCCGAAGGUGUGUUAGACAGAUGCACGCAUGCUCGCGUCGGAACGCAAAAAGUCCCUCUCACCAGCACUCUCAAGAAGCGCAUCGUCGAAUUGACGGCCCAAUAUGGCUGCGGACGCGACACUCUGCGUUGCUUGGCCCUCGCCGUUGCCGAUAACCCGAUGAAGCCCGAAGACAUGGACCUCGGCGACUCCAACAAGUUCUACAAAUACGAAGUUAACCUCACUUUCGUCGGGGUCGUUGGUAUGUUGGAUCCGCCGCGUAAGGAAGUUUUCGAUUCCAUCGUGAGGUGCCGCGCUGCCGGUAUCCGCGUCAUCGUCAUUACUGGGGACAACAAGGCGACCGCCGAGGCCAUCUGCAGACGUAUCGGGGUGUUCACGGAGACCGAAGACACCACUGGAAAGUCAUACUCGGGACGUGAGUUCGAUGAUUUGCCGGUAUCUGAGCAGAAGGCUGCUUGCGCUAGAGCCAGGUUGUUCUCGCGCGUGGAACCAUCGCACAAGUCCAAGAUUGUCGAGUAUUUGCAGAGCAUGAACGAAAUUUCUGCUAUGACAGGUGACGGUGUGAACGACGCUCCGGCCUUGAAGAAAGCCGAGAUCGGUAUCGCCAUGGGCUCGGGCACGGCCGUUGCCAAAUCUGCCUCCGAGAUGGUCCUCGCCGACGACAACUUCUCCUCGAUCGUGGCGGCCGUGGAAGAGGGCCGCGCCAUCUACAACAACAUGAAGCAGUUCAUCCGCUACCUCAUCUCCUCGAACAUCGGCGAGGUGGUGUCCAUCUUCCUGACGGCCGCCCUCGGCCUGCCCGAGGCACUGAUUCCCGUGCAGCUGCUGUGGGUGAACUUGGUCACCGACGGGCUGCCCGCCACCGCGCUGGGCUUCAAUCCGCCCGACUUGGAUAUCAUGAGCAAGCCGCCCCGCAAGGCAGACGAGGGGCUCAUCUCCGGAUGGUUGUUCUUCAGGUAUAUGGCUAUUGGAGGAUACGUGGGUGCUGCCACUGUUGGUGCUGCUGCUUGGUGGUUUAUGUAUUCACCCCAUGGACCCCAGCUGAAUUACUACCAAUUGACCCACCAUUUGCAAUGCAUCGGUGGUGGACCCGAAUUCAAGGGUGUGGAUUGCAAAGUAUUUGGUGACCCUCACCCAAUGACCAUGGCCCUCUCUGUACUGGUGACCAUCGAGAUGUUGAAUGCUAUGAACAGCUUGUCUGAGAACCAGUCUCUGAUUGCCAUGCCCCCAUGGUCUAACUGGUGGCUCAUUGGUUCAAUGGCUCUCUCCUUCACUCUCCAUUUCGUCAUCCUCUACAUUGAUGUACUCUCAGUUGUAUUCCAAGUGUGCCCCUUGACGGCCGAAGAAUGGAUGACGGUGAUGAAAUUCUCAAUUCCAGUAGUGUUGCUCGAUGAGACACUGAAGUUCGUAGCAAGGAAGAUCGCUGACGGUACGAAUGCCUUUUACACUGUGCACUGGAUGAUACUAAUGUGGGCUGUGUUUUUUGGCUUCUUGAGUGUAUGCCCCAUUUAAAAAUAAAUCAUCAAUAACACAAAAGACAAACUGCCUCUCUAGACGAGGACAGAGCCUUAGUGCGUAAACGGGUGCUAAAAAAAAUAAGAAGGGAAUACUUUUUUUGAUUGGACCAAGAUCUGUUAAUUCAAGGAAGUGCCUUUUUGGUGGUUUCUUUUUUCGACGCGCAGAACAUACCGUUAUAUUUUAUAGAAUUGUUUUAUAUUAUCAAGUUGAAUAGAUCAUUUCUGUGGCGGACAAUUUUGAUUUUGAAUUUGCGCUUCCUUUACUGGAUUGCUGGACACUUGAAGUAUUUUCUACCUGGAAAUUCCAGUUGAAUUCGGCACGUUUCACUGAGAGAAAACGGUUUGCGCGAGUGAACUAGUUUGAUUUAGUACUUCAAAAUACUAAAUUUUUUUUUUUUACUGAAACACCCAUUAUAUUAUAUUUUCAUUAAAAAACUAUCCUUUAUUUACAAGGCAGUGGGCACAAACAUAGACAGGUACAGAUAUUCUAAUCAUGAGAACCACGGGACAGGGAACAUCGGAUCAUAAAAGAUGAAUCACUUUUUUUUAUUGUCUUCAAGCAGAUUUUUGGUCAUCUACUUCCGAAUCUGUAAAACUGGUCACAGUACGUAAAAGAGUGAAUGUCUGUACCUUCAAAAUGAAAAGAUAUAGAGUUCCAGGGCUGGACUCUAGAACAACUAUAAAAUGAAUACGUCUGUUCCCCCUACCAGAGAUUCCUACGUUGAUAUUCAAAUCGUGGUAUCUCAAGGCUGCAUAUCUCUUCUGAAAAUUUAUCAGCCUUUGUCCCGGUUUGAGAAGAGUCUAUUCCUUUGUUAUGACGAACUCUCUACAUCCAAAAUCCGUCAAAAAUGAAGUCUAUGAGUGUAUGCAAUAAUUGUUGAACACGUUUUUCAGCUACAAGGACAUUUGAAGUUUGAAUCUCGAAAAUUAUAGUGAAGUUUCAAAUCAUACAGGGUAUGAGUUAAUCACACAAAUACCUCAAUAGUGGCCCAAACAAAUUGAAAGGAAUGUGCUGGUCAAUUUUAUGGCAGUGGCUAUUUGAAAGAAUCACGAAGUAGAAUAUAGAUAGAAUAAGGCAAUUCAACUACCUGUCAAACUAUCCGCUUGUUUGCACACAAUUAAUUUAUACGCGAACUUUUGUUUGUAUCAGGACAACUCUUAUAUUCACAGAAAUGUAUAGAAAGAAACAAUACAUUUGGUAGGGUCACAUUAUUCUAUUGAUUUUAUAUCUAGUGCCAACCAAGUGCCAUAUUGAUUCUAGCCCAAGUUGGAGCGCCUAAUUACUAGAAUUAUUUUGGAAUGAAGAAGUCGUCAUAGGAAUAGUAGUCAUGUUGUAAUGAUAUCAAUAUCAAGAGAACAUGGAGUUUUUUUCAAGAGAGACGUGUGUGAAAUGAAGAUGAAAGAAACAUUUUCAGUUAAAAUACAUCAAGUUUCCAGCAAAUUUUUGUAACUGUUAGUGAAAAUAGGUUUUAUUUGAAAUUUCGGAGCUUUAAUCUGCCAGCAUAUUCAUUUUCAGUGAUGCAGAAGUAUAGAUAAUUUUUAAAUUUUGAUCUAAUUCUAAAUGUCAAUAUUUUGUGUCUGUUGUGUUCUUUUCUUCGAAAGC
Messenger RNA from Phaedon cochleariae (mustard beetle), 4953 nucleotides. Lineage: Eukaryota; Metazoa; Arthropoda; Insecta; Coleoptera; Chrysomelidae. The record is from the annotation of a GenBank genome assembly.